Messenger RNA from Rosa rugosa (rugosa rose), 1843 nucleotides. RefSeq names its product rust resistance kinase Lr10-like. The transcript has 3 exons. The record is from RefSeq and is a predicted model, not a curated record. Gene Ontology annotation, biological process: protein phosphorylation. Gene Ontology annotation, molecular function: ATP binding; protein kinase activity. The coding region runs from base 1 to 1044 and encodes 347 amino acids. NCBI's taxonomy places the organism in Eukaryota, Viridiplantae, Streptophyta, Magnoliopsida, Rosales, Rosaceae.
AUGGUUGGAUUUUCUACCGUCUUCUACCGCACCGUCUUCUUCUAUCGCAUUCGCACCGUCUCCGUCUUCUACCGCACCGUCUUCUACCGACUUGUACUGCUACAGCCGAUUCCAUCCCCUCUAUUAUACUUGAAAGAAGGAUCGAUUGAGUCUGAGUGUCUGACUGUACGAAUGGCACUCUGCAUCCUUGUUUUGCUGGUUUUCUGGAACUACACACUGUAUUUGAAAAAGAUCCUGAAGGAUGAUGAUAAGGCCGUUGAAGAAUUCUUGGAUGCAUACAAGAAUCUUAUGCCCAGCAGGUAUUCAUAUUCAGAAAUUAAAACGGUCACGAAUGAUUUCAAAGAUAAACUUGGUCAGGGAGGUUUUGGUUCUGUUUAUAAAGGAAAGCUAUCAAAUGGUCAUCUUGUUGCAGUAAAGAUGUUGAAUGAUUCCAAAAGUAAGGGGCAAGAUUUCAUCAAUGAAGUUGCCACAAUAGGAAGAAUUCAUCAUGUCAAUGUGGUGCAACUAAUUGGAUUCUGUUCCGAGGGGUCUAAAAGAGCUCUUGUUUAUGAUUUCAUGCCUAAUGGAUCCCUCGACAGAUAUAUAUUACGGGAUGCGGAAAAAGAUCGUACACUAAGUUGGGAUAGAAUGCAUGAGAUAGCUCUAGGGGUGGCUCAUGCAAUUGAAUAUCUACACCAGGGAUGUGAUAUCCAAAUUCUACAUUUUGAUAUUAAGCCCCACAACAUUCUCCUUGAUGAAAACUUUAAUUCCAAAAUUUCAGACUUCGGGCUUGCAAGAUUUUACCCGAGAGAUCAGAACACUAUUUAUGUUACUGCAGCAAGAGGCACAAGGGGAUAUAUAGCUCCAGAAAUGUUCUACAAAACUAUUGGUGGUGUUUCCUACAAAUCUGAUGUUUAUAGCUUCGGAAUGUUGUUACUGGAAAUAGCAGGGCGGAGGAAAAACUUGAAUGCACAUGCAGAACAUUCGAGCCAAAUAUAUUUUCCUUCGUGGAUCUAUGAUCAACUGGAAAAGGGAUUAAGCAUUGAAAUUGUCGUAAUAUAUUAGAAUAAUAUUUGCGGGAAAGGCGGUCGCCUCAACGCCUUGAGGCUCUCGCCUCGUGAGGCACUAGCAAGACGCCUUCGCCUUCGCUUUCGCCUUUGAAAACAUUGAAAUUGAGGAUGCCUGUGAGUAUGACAAGAGAAUAGCCAAGAAGCUGCUCAUGGUUGCUUUGUGGUGCAUACAACUCAUGCCUGUGGACCGCCCUUCAAUGACCAAGGUUUUAGAGAUGCUUGAAGGUGAAGAUGAAGUCUUGAAAAUGCCUCCAAAGCCGUUCUAUUGUCCCCAACAGAUGCCAACUGAGGAUUUACCUUAUGACAGUGAUGAGACAGAUAUUAAAGAGGUAUCCACCCUGCCACAGAGUGCUACAGAAUCUACUUCCAUGGUAUAAGGGGAUGUAAUUAAUGCCCUAUUCAUUCUUGUAUGCCUCUUCUUAAGCUUCAUUACAAUUCGAAACUUUGAAUAACAGGUCAAUAAUGAGCUUUAUCAGGAUCUAUCGAAAAUUGUUUAUUUGAUCAAUUCCUAAAGGAAUUCUAGGAAUUUCAUAUUAUACUAGUGUGAUGUCUUCUCGUCUGGGUGAACACAUAAUUCAAAAGCUUAUUUACUUUGUGAAGUUGAUUGAUGCAUAGUUGCAAACAACUUAUACAGAGAGUAAAUGCGUCCACAGAACUACAUUGAAUUGGCAGAAUGUACUCACUAGUAGCCAUUUAUAUAUAACACAAAAGUUAAUCACAGUAUGCUACUGUGAACUCUCUACGCUUUGUAUCCCUCUUCCUAAGUUCCAUUUGUAUAGUUGAAAGUCAUCUUC